AUGGCCUUUCACCGAGCUCCGUCGUCUUCCUCUUCACUCAUUCCCAUUUCUAGAUGGGAUGUAUUCUUGAAUUUUAGAGGUGAAGAUACUCGCAAGACUUUUGCUGCCCAUCUAUGCGCCGCUCUGCGUCAAAAUGGAAUCCACACCUUCAUGGAUGAGAAGCUUAGAAGUGGAGAGGAAAUUUCACCAGCACUUUUCAAAAUCAUUGAAGAGUCAGAGAUUUCGAUCAUUAUAUUUUCUAAAAACUAUGCAUCGUCUAAAUGGUGCUUGGACGAGCUAAUGAAGAUCCUUGAGUGUAGAAAAACAAAGGGGCAACAAGUUUUACCGUUGUUUUACAAUGUGGAUCCGUCGGAAGUACGAAAUCAAGCCAAUAUUGUUGGAGAAGCAUUCACUAAACAUGAACAAAGGUUCAAGAAUAAUGAAAUGAAGGUGCAAAUGUGGAAGAUAGCCCUAACAGAAGCGGCCAAUUUGUCUGGAAAGCAUUUGGAAAACAAGAAUGAACCUGAAUUUAUUCACGAAAUUAUUGAAUGGGUGAAUUUGAUAUUACUCAAAAAGACAUACUUCCAAGUUGCCCAAUAUCCAAUUCAAAUAGAGCCCCGUGUACAUGAUGUGAAGUUGCUUUUAGAUAUUAAGAAGAAUGAUAGUACACGCAUGGUAGGAAUCUUCGGAACUGGUGGAAUUGGUAAGACAACUAUCGCCAAAGCCAUCUACAACUUGAUUGCUUCUCAAUUUGAAGGUAGUUGUUUUCUUGGAAACAUUAGAGAAACUUCCGGCCAAAUGGAUGGUCUGGUCAAUUUGCAAAAUAAACUUCUUUCUAAGAUGUUAGGAGGCUCAAGUCCAACAAUUGACAAUGUUGAUCAAGGAAUUACUUUGAUAAAGAAGAGGCUUUGCAGUUUGAGAGGAACAAAAAAAGUUGAGGGCAUGUUGAUAAAUUUGCCUGAAUCAAAUGUGAUACGCUUGAAUUCCAAAGCCUUCAAGAAGAUGAAAAGGCUCAAAAUGCUUAUACAUCGUAAUGCACGCUUUUCUGAGGAGCCUAAUUUUCUCUCUAAUAAGUUAAGAUUGCUUGAUUGGCCUAACUAUCCUGGAGAAUCUCUGCCAUCCAAUAUUUUUUAUGGAAAGGAUCUUGUUAAGUUAAGGAUGAUGCAUAGUAAGCUCAAGAAAUUGGACAGAGUGCAGAAUUUCCAAAACAUGAAAAUUAUGGAUUUCUCUUAUUGUGAAUUCCUAAGAAAAAUCCCGGAUGUUUCAAGUAUUCCAAAUUUAGAAGAAUUGAAUCUUAAGUGUUGUAGAAAUUUAGUUAAGGAACUUCCUUCAUCUAUUGGGUACCUUGUUGGGGUUAAACAUAUUAUUCUAUACGGUUGCACAAACCUUACAAAUCUUCCUGAUAGCAUUCAUAAGUUGCAACAUUUGAAGGAACUUUCUCUUAGUUGUUGUACUGGUAUAAAAGAACUGCCUUCAUCCAUCGGAUACCUGUGUACGAUUAAAACAUUAAAUCUACACUUUUGCAUAAACCUCAUGAGUCUUCCGAAUAGCAUUUAUCAGUUGCAACACUUGGAGAUCCUUAAUUUGAAUGAAUGCAAGCAACUUCGAGAAAUUUUCCGACUUCCACCAAAUAUAAUAGAAGUGCAAGCUAGGGAGUGCAUGUCAUUGGCAAUAUUCUUAGAACCUAGAAGAUCUCAAUCGGUUAAUACAUGGGAGCCACCAAAGCCUGGGGUAAGAACCACAUCUUUGGCAUUGCCAUUGUUGAGUCAUCGGAGUAUCCCCGCCGGGAGACCACCGGGGACUCUAAUCCUUCUAUUUGUUCUUGUCUGCAAGGCCGACGAUCCUCAGACAUCAUUAUACUUCCCGGAGAUUGUGCCACGUCAUCCUCGGAAAACUGUGCAUUAA
Molecule: messenger RNA, 1884 nt
Organism: Corylus avellana
Lineage: Eukaryota; Viridiplantae; Streptophyta; Magnoliopsida; Fagales; Betulaceae
Source: RefSeq, a predicted model, not a curated record